CUGUAGCCUCAGCCGCACACGUUCAACCCUCUCACCGUCCAGAACCGUUUUUUGUAGCUUAUUUCCACAACACUAGUUCUCUUAAUGCAUUAAUGGGCUGGACGUGCAGCUGUAUUCCUCUGACGGACCCCUGUUUCCUGCUAGUCGGUGUUGAAUGUGUGUGUUUAAUGCGGCCUGGCACAGUCUGGGAAUGAAAAUGUAACGAUAGCUGUGUGUUGUAGACAAGGUAGGUUAGCUGUUAGCAUUGAGCUAAUCGUGUGUAUGUGAGCACAAAGGCCGUGGACACUUUGACACAAUGUACCCUUCCUGGGGGAAUUAUGGAGCACCACAGUCGCAGAACUUCGGAGGGGCUGGAGCUGGUCCCCACAGGCCGGCCGGAGGUGGCGGACAGGCCGGCCAGGCACCGGGGUUCGGCGGCUUCGAGGCCUCGUCCGGCGGCUCUAUGUUCUCCAGUCUGCAGGAGCAGCACCGACAGCAGAUGCAGCAGCUGCAGAUGCUGCACCAGAAGCAGCUCCAGUCCGUGCUGCAUCAUGGGAGCAGUGGGAAUGCGUACGGAGGAGGACAGUCAGGUGGGUAUGCAGGUGCAGCAUGGCAUGCAGAAGGAGCAGGGCAUCCGGACAGCGGUGCUGGGGCUCAGUCAUUCUAUCAGAAAGAUGAGACUCCUACUCGUCCACCUGCUCCUCAGCCUGGUCCCCCACAGCCUCCUCUCCCUCCAGCGCAGCCGCACCCCAACGACCCCCAACCUGGUCCUCCUCCUCCUCCUCCAGAGCCCCCUUCAUCCAAACCACCAGAACACACCAGUGCUCCCAAAGAGGCCAACCAGAAAGAUUCAUCCACCACAGAGGAAGACAAGUCCUUACAUUUGCAGGAGCAACAGCAACGAUGGUACAAGCAACAUCUUCAAAAUCUACAAAAGUUGAAGCAAGAGAAAGCCAAGCAGAAUCAGAAAGAGGGGGAAGGUCCUUUGCCGCCACCACCCUCCGGCCAAGCGGUUCCUCCUCCUCCAUCAGAACCACAUAAAGGUGCACCUCCUCCACCCCCUCCAAAAGAGCAGCCCCCAGCACCACCUCCACCGCCUGACGAAGCAAAGCCUGAGGUCCAACAAGAUCCAGAGGAGGCUGCCCGCCUACAACAGUUACAGGCCGCAGCAGCACAGUGGCAAAAGGUGCAGCAACAGAGGGCAGGCUUACAAUACCAGGCUCUCAUGCAACAACACGAGAAACUUCAGCAGGUUCUGGAAAAAUACCAACAGCUGCUUCAGCAACCUACAAACCUUCAGACAAUGUCUGCUGAAACGCAGCUGAGGCACUAUGAAAUGCAACAACAGCAGUUCACCCCUUUAUUCCAAGACUGGGAUCACUCUUUCGUCCUGUGGUAUGAGCAGUUCAAGACCUAUCCCCACAAAGACCAAUUACAGGACUAUGAGCGCCAGUGGAAGCAGUGGCAGGAGCAGAUGAACGCCACCAAUGCCCACCUUAAAGAAAGGGUGGCCACUCUCACUGCCAUGGUGCCAUUCGCCUCAAGCCAGUAUACUAGUGGUAUGAUGGGACAAUUUGGCCAGUACCCUGGACAAGACACGCAAAUGCAGCAGCAGUCGGCAAAGCCGGCUAUGCAGAAUUCCCCACUUGGUGUUGGACCCAACUCUCAAGGUCCACGGCCCACUGGCUUUGGGACACCUUCAGAAUCACCUGCUGGACCCCCUGUGAGAGGAGCGGUCCCUGCUAGCAUAGGAGUCAGACCCCCAGGUCCCCCCACCAUUCAGCCACCAAGCUUCAGCGUCAGAGGUCCACGUCCUGUUGGUCCCAGCGGAAGCAACACCAGAUUGGACCAGCCACAGCAAGGUUUUGAUGGUCCUCCAAGAUUUGACCAGCCACAGCAGCGCUUUGAUUGUCCCCCAAGGUUCGACCAAUCACAGCAGCGCUUUGAUGGUGCUCCAAGGUUCGACAAACCACAGCAGCGCUUUGAUGGUGCCCCAAGGUUCGACAAACCACAGCAGCGCUUUGAUGGUGCCUCAAGGUUCGACCAACCACAGCAGCGCUUUGAUGGUGCCCAAAGGUUCGACCAACCACAGCAGCGCUUUGAUGGUCCCCCAAGGUUCAAUCAACCACAGCAGCGCUUUGAUGGCCCCCCUCGAUUUGACCAACCAAGGCAGCGCUUUGAUGGUCCCCCCAGAUUUGACCAACCACGGCAGCGCUUUGAUGGUCCAACCAGAUUUGACCAACCUCGAUUUGGACAGCAGCCUAGGUUUGAGCAGACCCCAAGGCUCUCUGGCCCCCCACCUCUUUUUGAACGCCCACCUGUGCCUCAGCAAAAACAACCGCAAGGUCCCCAAUCUAAGGCCCAACCAGCCACUAAACAACCUGCCAGUAUGGAUUCCAAAACUUCUGGAAAGUCAGCUGGGCCGCCACAGUCCGAAAAAGAAAAAGUUGAAUCAAAACCAGCUGGUAAGGCCAAUCCUGAUGAUUUAACAGACGACAACAUGCUCGGAACAGAGGGCUUUUUUGUCCAAAGUGACCCCAUUCCUCAGACAUUACAAACAAACCUAAAGACAGAGGAAUCGGAUGACAAUAAAGCUUCUAACAAUGACAAAAAACUCACACCUGGAAACAGCACCCCUUCUGUAACUGCCCCUUCUAGUGUGGCUUCAAAAAGUACUGCUGCACAAAAUCCCCUCAAAGCAGAUGGACCAAUGGCAAACAACAAACUCCCACUGGUUCCAAAGCCACCUGGAGUCCAACAGGAGCCACAAGCUUCUGGGCAUAUGCAGUCAAGACCAGAUCCUUCAAGGCUUCCCCCAGGGAGGGGACGUGGUCAGCCCCCAGUACCUGUGCAUGGACGAGGACGUGGGCAGAGGGGCCCUGGAGAGUUCAGGGGACCGAACACUGUAGCACUUCGGGAAGAGAUGGAAGAAAUGUCUUAUGACUACAUGCCACCUGGAGACAAUGUGGAGGUACCUGAAGAUCAGGAACAAUAUCACUGGCAAGAUUCUUCAUAUGAGCAGUGUGAUGGGGAGGAAUUGGAGGAGCCCCCUGAAGAAAUGUGGAUGCCAGACGGACAUCAAUUCUCAGCAGAGGAAGAGUAUUAUGAAGGGCCAAUAGGAGGACCCCCCAUGGGCAGAGGAGGACCCCACAUGGGCAGAGGAGGUCAACCUAUGGGAAGAGGAGGUCAACCUAUGGGAAGAGGAGGUCCACCUAUGGGUAGAGGGGGACCGCCUAUGGGCAGGGGGCCUCCUAUGGGCAGAGGGGGACUGCCUAUACCUCCUAUGGGCAGGGGGGGACCUCCUAUGGGCAGAGGGGGACCGCCUAUACCUCUUAUGGGUAGGGGUGGUCUGCCUAUGGGCAGAGGGGGACCUCCAAUGGGUAGAGGGGGACUGCCUAUGGGGAGAGGGGGACCAUCCAUGGGAAGAGGAGGGCCAAUGGACAGGCACUGGGAAGAACCUGAGUCAGCAGAUUACUCAGAGGAAGGGGAUCCUUACUGGGGAGAAAUGAGACCUCCAAUGAGAGGCAUGAGACCCCCGUUUCCACCUGGCCGGGGUCGUCCCCCACGUGGUCAUCCUGGUUUUAUGCACCAGGGACGAGGACGCCCCCCUCACCCAGCACAUGGGCCAAUGGAUCAUGAACCAUUAGGCCAUGGAAUGGACAUUGAUGAUACCGAAAUGGAUCCAAUGCACCGUGGAUAUGAUCCUCAUGGCCAUCCAAUGCAUUCUGACGUAGGAAGAGGCAGGCAUCGUGGGCCACCACCACCACCUCACGAAAUGAUAGAUCCCAUGGAGGAGCCAUUGCACAAUGAAGGCAUUGAGUUAGGGUGGCAACCGCCGCAUGGCAGAGGCCCUCCUAUGCCUCCACAUGAGAUAAUCGAUUCAGGAGGAAUGAGGAGGAGACCUAUGGGUCGAGGGAUGGCAAGAGGCAUGUGGCGGCCAGGUCCAACACAUGACGAAUAUGAAGAGAGACAUAAUGAGGGUUUUGUGGAAGAUUAUGGUCAUGGGCAGCAUGGUUAUCACUGGCGGCCACCACAGGACUAUCCUCCUAAUGACUAUGGGAAUGACGGCAAGUACUAUGGGUCUGAAUGGGACGGAGACCGUGCUCCUCCUGAGAGGGACUAUCCCCCUCGCAUGCCACCAUCAGAGCCUCACAGAGAUGGCCAUUGGCCAGAGGAAAGAGAAAGGGGUAAGCCAUAUCCUCCUGGUGAUCAUGAUAGGGGAAGAGGAGAACUUAGAAUUCGUGAGUAUGGGGCUGAGCCACCGUACCGGCAGGAAGAACCAUCAUACCCACAACCCGCAGCACCUUCAGAAUGGGAUAGGCCUUCAAGACUUCAUCCACCACCAGAGAGAGGCUAUCCUGCUGAGUAUGAGGAUCGCAGAGGUCGUUAUGAAGAGCACAGGCAAGAGCCUCCUUUGGAUACACGGCCACCUCUAUCUCCCGCCGCAGGUGUCACAAACUUGCCGGAGAGCUCAGUUGAUCCGGCAUCACAAGGAGCAAGUGGGGCUAACGUACUUGCUCUCUCCCAACGUCAGCAUGAGAUCAUCUUGAAAGCUGCUCAGGAGCUCAAACUUAUAAGGGAGUUGCAGGAGGGGAAAACACCUUGUACUGAACCUCAGCCUGUACCAACUGAAGUCCUGUCUGAGCUUCCUGCUGGUCUUCUUGGUUUGGAGAUCCCACCAGACGUCAGGAAUGUUCUGAAGGGCAUGACUGUGGCAUCACAGACAGCUGUAACCAAACCUGUGUCUUGGGAUACAAAACCUGCUGCUACAGAUUACCAGCCAUCUCUCACCAAACCCUCAAUGAUUCCAAAGACUGUGGAUUAUGGGCAUGGGCACGAUCCCGGAGCCACUGUUGAGCGGAUCUCUUAUGGUGAGAGAAUUGUGUUGAGGCCUGACCCGGUACCAUCAGACAGGGGCUAUGAAAAAGAACCUCUUGGUCCCAGAGAUCCUUACAGCAGAGAUCCAUAUUAUGAAAGACGAUCAGAUCCUUAUAUGGACCGCCGGGAGUACAGCCGAGAGCGGGAAUCAUACAGAGAUAAGCUGCCACCUGAAUAUGAAAGAGACAGAUAUGAGAGGGAGCGAUAUCCCCCACGAGAGAGAGAUGACAGAUCUCCGCUGGCACCUCCUCCACGCUCAGGGUACAGGGAGAGGGAGCGGGACCUUCGAGAGAGGGAUAGAAGUGACAGUCGCGAUCGAGACGACCAUUACGGAAGGCCUGGCUAUGAUCGACCUCUGUACGAGCGCAGCGGACUGGACCGCAGUGGACUGGACCGCAGUGGGCCUGAGCGUUACGGACAUAGCUCCUCUCCUUACGACCGAAGAAGUUAUCCAGAGGACCGAGGGCCUCCGACUGCACCACCCCUCCCACCUCCACCUCAGCCACCCCCACGAGUCGAGAGGAAGCCAGAAAGCAAGAAUAUUGACGAUAUCCUCAAACCACCUGGCAGAUCAUCUCGCCCUGAAAGGAUUGUCAUCAUAAUGCGAGGGCUUCCAGGAAGCGGAAAAAGUCAUGUUGCAAAGCUCAUACGGGAUAAGGAAGUCGAUUGUGGCGGUGCACCUCCAAGAGUUCUUGUUUUGGACGAUUAUUUCAUGACAGAGGUUGAGAAAGUACAUAAAGAUCCAGACACGGGGAGAAGGAUCAAAAAGAAGAUUCUUGAGUACGAGUAUGAGCCAGAGAUGGAAGAUACCUACCGGAACAGCAUGCUUAAAACAUUUAAGAAAACUCUGGAUGACGGCUUUUUCCCCUUCAUCAUUUUGGACACUAUUAAUGACAGGGUUAAACAUUUCGAUCAGUUCUGGAGCGCAGCCAAGACGAAAGGCUUUGAGGUGUAUCUUGCUGAAAUCACUGCAGACACUCAGACGUGUGCAAAGAGAAAUGUCCAUGGGCGCUCUCUGAAGGAUAUAUUAAAGAUGUCCAACAACUGGGAGCCUUCACCACGUCAUAUGGUGCGCUUGGAUGUCCGGUCCCUGCUUCAGGAUGCUGCUAUAGAGGAGGUUGAAAUGGAAGACUUCAAUCCUGAUGAUGAGCCCAAGGAGAUGAAGAGAGAGGAGGAGGAAGAGGGCGAUCUGGGCUACAUUCCAAAAAGCAAAUGGGAGAUGGACACGUCCGAGGCGAAACUUGACAAGCUGGACGGUCUGGGGAGCGGUGGGAAGAGGAAACGUGAAGACAUGGAGCACCUGGAGGACUACCUUCAGCUGCCAGACGACUAUGCCACGCGCAUGUCGGAACCAGGAAAGAAAAGGGUGCGUUGGGCGGAUCUGGAAGAGCAGAAGGAAGCGGAUCGAAAGCGCGCGAUCGGCUUUGUGGUGGGUCAAACGGACUGGGAGAGAAUAACGGACGAGAGCGGACAGCUGGCACAAAGAGCUCUCAACCGUACCAAGUAUUUCUAAGAAGAUAAUCUUAUCCCCCUUUUUCCCUUCAUUGAAAGGUUUCCAGAAUGUGAAAACACUGAAGCUUACUUUUGGUGAAACAAGAGACUCAUCCAUACCACCAAUGGUUAGCAAACUCUUAGUUAUCUCAUUGAUUAUGAUGCAGUAUAGUUUUUUUUCUCAUUUUUAAACAGUCACUCUGGUUAUUCUCUGAUCAAUUUGUAGUUUAUAACUCUGUGCUUCUUCUGGUCAUGUUUUCUGUAAUCAGCUAUGAUACUUGCUGUUUUAUACUCUUCAGGCUUUCUGUACCGUUUACUUGUAGCAAUGUUUUCUGAUCCAUGUAUACUUGAAAAAACACAAUAAAACAGUCACA
This is a messenger RNA of Anoplopoma fimbria (sablefish), 6722 nucleotides long. It is a transcript of the gene ylpm1, whose product is annotated as YLP motif containing 1. The record is from RefSeq and is a predicted model, not a curated record. Gene Ontology annotation, cellular component: nucleus. Lineage: Eukaryota; Metazoa; Chordata; Actinopteri; Perciformes; Anoplopomatidae. Gene Ontology annotation, biological process: regulation of telomere maintenance.